AUGAGUAGCGCUGUGUUGGUGCCUCGCCUCCCGGACCCCAGCAGCAGCUUCCGAGAGGAUGCCCCGAGGCCCCCGGUGCCCGGGGAAGAAGGAGAGACCCCACCGUGCCAGGCUGGCCUGGGCAAGGGCCAGGUCACCAAACCCAUGCCUGUGUCCUCCAGUGCUCGGCGGAAUGAGGAUGGACUGGGAGAGCCCGAGGGACGGGCGUCCCCUGAUUCUCCUCUGACCCGAUGGACCAAGUCUUUGCACUCUUUGUUGGGCGAUCAAGAUGGAGCUUAUCUCUUCCGGACUUUCCUGGAGAGAGAGAGAUGUGUGGAUACCUUAGACUUCUGGUUUGCCUGCAAUGGCUUCAGGCAGAUGAACCUGAAGGAUACCAAAACUUUACGAGUAGCCAAAGCGAUCUACAAAAGGUACAUCGAGAACAACAGCAUCGUGUCCAAGCAGCUGAAACCUGCCACCAAGACCUACAUCCGUGAUGGCAUCAAGAAGCAACAGAUCGACUCGGUCAUGUUCGACCAGGCGCAAACCGAGAUCCAGGCGGUGAUGGAGGAGAAUGCCUAUCAGAUGUUUUUGACUUCUGACAUAUACCUCGAAUACGUGAGGAGCGGGGGCGAGAACCCAGCGUACAUGAGCAGCGGGGGCCUGGGGAGCCUGAAGGUGGUCUGUGGCUAUCUCCCCACCCUGAAUGAAGAGGAGGAGUGGACUUGUGCUGACUUCAAAUGCAAACUCUCGCCCACUGUGGUUGGCUUGUCCAGUAAAACUCUGCGGGCCACCGCGAGCGUGAGGUCAACGGAGGCAGUGGAAAAUGCGUACAGGUCUUUCAAGAGGAACGAUCCCAUUAAUCCGUACCAUGUAGGUUCCGGGUACGUCUUUGCGCCGGCCACCAGCGCCAAUGACAGUGAGCUCUCCAGUGAUGCGCUGACCGAUGACUCCAUGUCCAUGACAGACAGUAGCGUAGAUGGAAUCCCUCCGUACCGCGUGGGGAGUAAGAAACAGCUCCAGAGAGAAAUGCAUCGCAGCGUGAAGGCCAAUGGCCAAGUGUCUCUACCUCAUUUCCCGAGAACCCACCGCCUGCCCAAGGAGAUGACGCCCGUGGAGCCCGCCACCUUCGCGGCGGAGCUCAUCGCUCGGCUGGAGAAGCUGAAGCUGGAGCAGGACAGUCGGCACAGCCUGGACCAGCGGCUGCAGCAGAUCCGCGAGGAUGAAGAGAAGGAGGGCUCCGAGGUGGCGCUGAGUUCCCGGGAAGGGGGCGCGCCGCCGCACCCCCUCUCCCUCCUGCCCUCCGGCAGCUACGAGGAGGACCCGCAGACCAUCCUCGAUGACCACCUGUCCAGGGUCCUCAAGACCCCCGGCUGCCAGUCGCCAGGCGUGGGCCGCUACAGCCCCCGCGCCCGCUCCCCCGACCACCUCCUCCACCACCACCAGCAUCACUCCCUGCCCCCGCUGGCCAGCAAGCUGCCCCCCUCCGUGGCCGGGGCUGUGAUGGCCAGCUGCCCCUUGCUGGGGGUCAAGGGCUUGGUGGCCAAGCAGAUGACGAAGCACGUCCACCACCACUACAUCCACCACCACACGGGGCCCAAGACCAAGGAGCAGAUCGAGGCCGAGGCCACCCAGAGGGUACGCUGUAUCUGCUCUGGGGGUGCCGAGUAUUACUGCUACGCCAAGUGCAGGAACCACCCCAAGGGGCUGGAGCCCCUGCCUGGAGAGACCUUUGGUGGCAGCAGAGGCAGCAGCACCCUGCCCAAGCGGAACGGAAGGGGCCCAGAGCCAGGCCUGGUACUGCCCGCCAGGGAAGGGGGGGCCCCAGGUGGAGCUGGGGUGCCGCAGCUCCCAGGGGAGGAAGGCGACAGGUCGCAGGAUGUGUGGCAGUGGAUGAUGGAGAGCGAGCAGCAGAACAAGGCCAAGCCCCACAGUGCUCAGAGCGCAAAGAAGACCUUCCCCGGAGAGGCCGCCCGAGGAGCUCCCCCGGAGCGAGCUGGCCGCCAUCACCUGUGGGGGUCUGCUGGUGGGAACCCCCGAAUCAUCGCCCGGGCCCACCUGUUCACCCAGGACCCUGCUAUGCCUUCCCUGACCCCACCCAACACCCUGGCACAGCUGGAGGAGGCCUGCCGCAGGCUGACUGAGGUCUCAAAGCCCCCAAAACAUCGGUGCUGUGCAGCUGGUCAGCAGAGGGACAGAAGCCACUCAGCUGCCGGUCAGGCCGGAGCCACGCCCUUCUCCACAACAAGCCUGGCUCCAGAAGAUCACAAAGAGCCAAAGAAGCUGGCGGGUGUCCACCCGCUCCAGGCCAGUGAGCUGGUUGUCACUUACUUUUUCUGUGGAGAAGAAAUCCCGUACCGGAGGUUGCUGAAGGCCCAGAGCUUGACCCUGGGCCACUUCAAAGAGCAGCUCAGCAAAAAGGGAAAUUAUAGGUAUUACUUCAAAAAAGCCAGCGACGAGUUUGCCUGCGGAGCGGUGUUUGAGGAAGUGUGGGAUGACGACACGGUGCUCCCCAUGUAUGAAGGAAGGAUCCUGGGAAAGGUGGAGAGGAUCGAUUAA
Elephantulus edwardii (Cape elephant shrew) is the source of this 2538-nucleotide messenger RNA. RefSeq names its product axin 2 (gene AXIN2). Lineage: Eukaryota; Metazoa; Chordata; Mammalia; Macroscelidea; Macroscelididae. The coding region runs from base 1 to 2538 and encodes 845 amino acids. The record is from RefSeq and is a predicted model, not a curated record. The transcript is spliced from 10 exons. Gene Ontology annotation, biological process: negative regulation of canonical Wnt signaling pathway.